UGCAGAUCCAACCUCACGCUGCACCGCCGGGCCCACCACAUGCACCUACCACUGCACCGCCUGCAACAAACACUGGAAGUUCCACGCCAGCUACGCCUACCACAUGAAGAAGUUCCACGGGAGCAGCGGUGUGGCGGGUGCCGGCCGGUGGUGUGCUCUGCGUCAGCACUCCCUGACCUGCCGCGUCCACCACACUCAGAGCACAGGGCAGGAGGCAGCUUUGGAAGACAUGCAGGGGGUGGCAGGGAGGUCAUGAAGCCACUCCCUGACAGUGCACCAGGUUGUGGCUCCCUGCUCAGCCCUGCCCACUUCAGCAAGCAAGGAACUGACAGCCUUGUCCUGCUGUCAGAGAUGAGGAAGAUUCAAGUGUACCCACCUCCAAACACCUCCCACCAGGCGCCUCCUGCAGGGGAGAUCAUUGUGGAGGUGUUGGAGGACACGGAUGCAGAGUACCAGUACAUCAUCUUGGUGGAGGACGCUGCCGUGGCCCACUUCACCAUGACGGACACUGCUGCCACAUGGAACACCUCAGGCCGCCAGUGUAAGUGUUCUCUGUCAGUGUUGUAGUUGGGUUAGGUUAAGUUUAGGGUAUCUUCAAACACAUGAUAGCCAGCACCUCGUGGUAUAAAUCAACAAAGAAUAACCUCACUUUGUUGUAUAGAAAGUGGGUGUUCAUCACUCCGGCAUCUGUAUAUGUCACCUCAGUUCUUGAGCCUGUGGUGGGUAAGAGCUUGGUACUCAAAGGUACUGCUAGUGUGACAUCCAGGUCACCACAGUUUACCUUCUCUAGAUUUUCCCAGGUGCUCAUUUCCUGACCUUCCUGAAAGGGGAGCAUGAAGAGUUUGGUAGGCUGGGCGCCGACUGCCUCAGGUUGGGAUUGAACCCAGGCCUGCUGGCUCAUAGCUAGGCAUGCCAACCACUACACUGCUAAGGUGCCACUAAGUAGGCAAGGGUAA
Eriocheir sinensis (Chinese mitten crab) is the source of this 956-nucleotide messenger RNA. RefSeq lists its product as uncharacterized. NCBI's taxonomy places the organism in Eukaryota, Metazoa, Arthropoda, Malacostraca, Decapoda, Varunidae. The record is from RefSeq and is a predicted model, not a curated record. The coding region runs from base 40 to 567 and encodes 175 amino acids. The transcript has 4 exons.